AUGGGCAAGAAAAUACGCUGCAAGUUCAGGGCCUACCCCGCAUACGAGGCCCUCGAAGCAGCGAUACGCAAUGCGGUGAUCACAGUCACCACACCACCUACAGAGAGUGGGACAAUCGACCCGGCAAACAUGGGACGGAGAUCCCAACAAGCAGCCACAGGUGGAGGUACAAACACCCAGGACAUCAGCACAAUGCUGCAGCGCCCCGCGGCACCAAAGAUGGCCGCCAUGCCUGAACAGGACACCAGCUCUGCAGGAUUAGAGCAACCAUUGGGGGAAAUCACAGACCCACAGCCACACAUGGACAUUCAGCCGGACCCCGAUGCACUAACCCCAGCCACAAAACUGGACAUUAGAAACCUCCUGGCAGAGCUGAAACAUAUGUCCGUGCAAACCACGGAGGAGGACAUUUUGGACGUGCAGCACGAGGUGAGAGGCCUUAAAGAAACAGUAAUACAACUUCAAACCUCCCACUCUGCCCUGCUCAACAAACUGGAUGCUGCAGAAGACAGAAACCGCAGAAACAAUGUAAAAAUAAGGGGCAUACCCGAUGAUGUAAGUCACUCUGAACCACCACACUACCUCAGACGCCUCUUUGCAAUCUUACCACCACACUCGCAGGCAAAGACACUGACCUUUGCAGGGAUCUUUCGCACCAGCAAACAAAAACAGGUACCUCCCCUAACAAACAGUGACGUAAUCAUGCGAUACCAAACCUUAGCGGACAGAAACAACAUUUUUGCUGCUACAAGAGGCAAAACACUGCUUGACUUUAUAGUGCUUGAUUCAUUUAUUUAG
Messenger RNA from Pelobates cultripes (western spadefoot toad), 798 nucleotides. NCBI's taxonomy places the organism in Eukaryota, Metazoa, Chordata, Amphibia, Anura, Pelobatidae. The record is from the annotation of a GenBank genome assembly.